Cuscuta europaea is the source of this 701-nucleotide messenger RNA. NCBI's taxonomy places the organism in Eukaryota, Viridiplantae, Streptophyta, Magnoliopsida, Solanales, Convolvulaceae. The record is from the annotation of a GenBank genome assembly.
CGAAGGCAUCCAUACAUUCAAUCACGAAAGAUAAAAAGAGGAGUAAGUUAUUACAUCAGGGCCGGAGCCGACAGGUGCUAAAUGUUUGUUACGAAAGCAGAUUUUUUUUUGUUUAAGUACAAUUAUGGGUUAUCUACAGCUCCGACAGCGCCCCCUUCAACAGCUUUUGAAGUGACCUCUCCGCCAGCAUCCUCCUCAGCUCCACCAUCGUCAGACCCCCCCAUCAUCACGGAAUCUUCAAUCACUGACCUUUCUUCGCCGGGGGGAGGGGAACUCUCACAUCUGGCUGCUGGGGGGAAGACCGUACACCGACGGGUCAAAUUGCUCAAGGGGGAUGUUGAAGUGCCUGGCGAGCCUCCGGUAAAUCAGAUGUUGGGUGAAAAAUUCACCUCCUUGAUAGAAAGAAUCGCCCCUCUCGGCUAGUUACAUCUUCCCGGGGCCUUCAACCCAGGCGUCAACGCUUUUCUCCACCACCGAGGAAACCCAGUCCUUCCUCCCCUCAGCGGUCCAGCCCUCGGUGACAAAGUUCUCGACUGCAGACUUCUCGGCAGCAGCCACCGCUUCGGCCUUGGCCCUCUCUGCCUCCUCGGCAGCUUUCUUCACGGCCUCGGCAGCGACCCUUUCAGCUUCGGCCUUGGCCUCCUCCACUGCAGAUUUCAGUCUCUGCUCAGUGCCCUCAGAAGCCUGCCAGAGGAUCUCCU